AUGAAAUUGGCAAGUGAAAGAGAAGUAAGAGGAGCAAAGAUUGAAAUUAGUGGUCGUUUAGACGAGUCAGACAUCGCUCAAACCAAAAAAAUUGUUCAGGGAAAAAUGCCGCUCAGCACUAUUGACAGCAAUAUUGAUACCGGAAGAGCCGAAGCAAUCACCAGUUAUGGAAAAAUUGGCAUUAAGUAUGAGGGGCACGUGAAAGGAAACAGUGAAGUUAAUUUUGGCGAUUACGGCUUACAAGCCCAAGAAGGAGCCUACAUUAGCAACCGAGUAAUCGAAGCGGGAAGAAAGGUUAUCAGUCCUUUUGUCAGAAAAACUGGCAAAAUGUGA
This is a messenger RNA of Paraglomus brasilianum, 333 nucleotides long. The record is from the annotation of a GenBank genome assembly. NCBI's taxonomy places the organism in Eukaryota, Fungi, Glomeromycota, Glomeromycetes, Paraglomerales, Paraglomeraceae.